This is a messenger RNA of Musca domestica (house fly), 6635 nucleotides long. RefSeq lists its product as uncharacterized. Bases 266 to 2749 code for a protein of 827 amino acids. The record is from RefSeq and is a predicted model, not a curated record. NCBI's taxonomy places the organism in Eukaryota, Metazoa, Arthropoda, Insecta, Diptera, Muscidae. The transcript is spliced from 3 exons.
AAUUUACUUUCCCCAGAAAAUUAUCAAAUCAAACCCAUGCUCCAUUGUAAAAAUUGAAAAUUUCGAUUCACAAAGUUUUCUAACAAAAUGCCCCGAGUUUUGACUGUUUCGUUAUCCCAACACCAUCCAGCAAAUAAAAUAAGAAGUAGCGCAUGCUAGCAUUAAUUCCGAGUCAUCACUCAAUCUGGCUAAUAACAAUAACAACAGUACUAGUGGCGAUUCUCUUAACAACAAUAACAAUAACAACAGUGGCACUUGCAACAACAUGCCUGGUCCAAGUGUCAUACAGAACUCUACCAACUCUCUGAACAAUUCGACGGCAAGCGGGUUGCACAUGCAUGACAAUGACAUGAUCUCGCCGGUUUUGAUGGCCAAGUUCCUGCACGACGAACUCAAAGCGGGCGAAACGAAGCACUGCGACACCUGCCAGUGUGCCAAAGACCUUACGGUGUUGGCAGAUGUGUCCCACUCAUACUCCGUCUCUACCCAGACACCAUUUACAUUGACCAACAGCAAUGGCAAUCUCAACGAUACUACGACCCAGCUUUGCCUGCGCUGCUAUAGCAAUCUGAACUCGCCUUCACGUACAAACAGCCCAUACAACAAGAACUUACUCAAAUCCAGCGAUUCGGUCAUAUCGGAGACGAAGAGUUCCGUGUCGGAUUUGAAUGAAAUGGACAAAUUGUUUACUCCCGUUAAAAAGGACGAUCUCAUGGUUAAUCCGAUUCUGGGCCACCACCGAAUAUACGACAGACCUUACGGUCACAAAAGUAGUGGUCUGACAUUAUCGACUGCAGCCAAGCUAUCAUACAACACUUUGUUGGACAACAUGAAGUCGACCAAUAGCUAUCAGCGACGCUUUGUAGAUGGCGGCGGAACAGCCCUGGACCUGCUGGAGGAAAAGGUCAAGAACACGGCACCAGUUAAGCUUAAAAAACCUUUAGAAGAUAUCAACGGCAAUGAUGACAUACUUGAUGAGCAGAAACCCCUCUUGGGUCCAAGUUUGAACGAAAAUAUACCCGUGGAGCCAGCCGAGGAUACACUAAACGCUAAGACAAAACUGCGAACAGAAAGUUCUUGUGAACUUAGGAGGGGUGUAAUUCGGGAUCAUAUAAAAUCGCCGACCGCCAGCACUAAAAGUGCUUUGGAGGCUUCGAAGACGUCUAUUGAGGGUAUGGUGAAGAGUGCCAUGACUGGCAGCUUGUCGAGUGUCUGGAGUAGAAGCAGCAGCUGUGAGGGGGCGAAAAUGUUUGAGAACUUCAAUCGAAAUCUCAUCAAAACAAUUAAGGCUGAAAAUCCCAAAAAUAGAGGACCACGGUUGUGCGCCAUGCGCAUACAGCAAAAUGGUCAAAGUAAUAUUCUCCUGGAUAAUAUGGAAUCCAUUGAGGCUAUCACGCCGAUCAUAUACCGGAGACGGGAACGUCUUCUAGAUGAAGAGCUCGACGAUGGCAAGGACAUCAUUACAUCCAAGGUAGCACUGGCAAAUGCCAAGUUACAACUGCAGCAGCAAGACCAAAUACAAAAUGCCGUUGAGACGGGUAAAGAGGCUUUGGAAAUCGAGAAUACAACAUCUGCUUUAGCAACCUCCUCUGUGAUUGCCGAUGGUGAGAGCGAAGCUAAUGUUACGAGCGGAGGCACGGAUUCGGAGAGACCACCAGACCAAAAAGAAAUUGUGUUACCUGCCAAAGAUGAAAAGACUGAUAAGUUGGUAGUAGAAACCACAAAACCCGAAAUGACCACAGCGGCCCCACCCCCUGUGACUUGUGAUAAUAGCUGUAAAAAUUCGGCAGGUACUCAAUACAGUUCAAUGGCAGAUAAUAUAGACUUCCAGGAGACGGUGAUACUGCGGCGGCAGCAACUGAGCCGUGUAGCCGAGUGGGUCCAGAACAACUCCAAGCAAAUGGAGAGAGAACAGCAAAAAAUGGAAAAGCUCAACCAUUGUGAAUCCUCGCCCACGGACCAGCAGUCAUCAUCCUUUUCUACACUGGAUCAGAUCGAUUCUGUGUCUGUGGAGAAAAUGUCCACGGAUUCCGGCUACAAAACAACGCCACAGUUCCAACAAAUAGCCAAUUCCAGUCAGGACGAGACCAUAAAGACUUCCGAUGAGUCGCUCUCGCCCAAGUCGGAGCUAAUCAAUGAAAUAUCCACACAGUUUAGUAUAGAUGCCGCCAACACUGCCUCCAAUGUUAACCUUCCUGAGUCUCCACAGGCGGUAUUAGAUUCUUCGCCAAAUACACACAUCUAUAGCACACCCCAGACCUACUAUCGGCGAACAUCGCGUUCUGGACUUCCCGUGGCAUAUACCGCAUCGGAGCCGCAGGAUUCUAGUUCUCAGUGCUCGCAAAUAAUUGCAACCGAACAGCCGACAUGUGAUAUAGUCAACUACAAGUACUAUCCCAGCGACAGUGACAAGAACAGAUCCUCGCAAGCAAAUACUCAUGCCAGUCGCACGGAAACCGUAGACAUUGCUCAAAUGGAGUACAACGUCAAGCAAUUUCUGCUGAAGCAAAAUGAAUGGUCGAUGCGCACUGCGACCACAAGUCUGUCGACUGCUGCAUCCACGCAAAGUCGAACGUCCACAAGACCCAUUAAAUUAUUUUCUUCGACUUCCGCUGCUGGCUUUGGACCUGGAAAAUGUGAGCGUAUAAUAAAUAGUGGGCCCAACAUAACACACUCCUCCCUGGGCAUGAUGUCGACAUCGAAUGGCGCUUGUGGUGGCAUCCCCCAAAGAACUGAAACGAAUUUAUAAAAAUCUAAGCCCGUAACGACUCGUUUUGUGCAGCUCUAAUCUAAGCUUGUUUAAUACUCCAUGCGGCCUAUAAAAUGCCAAACCUAACCAAUGUACAUAACUGCAUAUACAUAUAAACAUAGAUAAUAACAUCCAGGUGUAGAUAACAUCCACAAACCCCUUUGGAAUGUUUAUAUUACGAUAUAAUUUUUUUUAAAAAUCAGUCCUGAGUUUUUAACUGUUCAUUUACGAAUUGUGUUUACGAACAUCCUUUGGCAAGCCAAACAGUUUGACUAUUCAUUCUGUACUUGUCAGCAUUUCCAGAUUCUUUGUGGUUGUUAUAAUAGUUAAAGUAAGAUUUUCGUAUAAACAUAAGCGUGAGGUUUAUUUUAGUUUUCCAACGUAUCCGGAUACUAUAGUGCGAUUGCAAACAUUUAAAGAUGACAAUAAAAUUGUCAGACAAAUAAAAAUAAAAGAAUUUAAAAUAGAUAUAAAUAAAAUCUGUUGCAAAGUAUUGUACUCUUUUGCAAGCGAAUUAAUCUCUAAAGACAGCUAUAGCUAAGUAAAUAUUCUCCUAUACCAGUGCAGCUAUAGCAAAAAUAAAAGCGACAAUGUAUUAUAUAAGAGUUUAAGCUGUAACCCAAAAUAAAUUCCUAUGACUUUGACGGGAUAAGUUGUGGCCUGGAGCAAUUGGCUCGUCGAUUUAUUUACAAGAAAUCUAAAAAAAACACACACUUAAUUGACAAUAAAAACACCGUAUGACUUUCAAGUUUAUGCUUACAAUUUCCUUUAUUCUUAUAAGUAAUUUGCUACCAUUGUCCUUUUAAAAGUGCACACGCGAGGCCAACACCAUUUCAAGAAAAAUGAGAAACUGUACGCUUGGCAUUUCCAUGAUCUUAAAUAGAACUUGUUUUUCAGUCUGACUGAAAUAAACUGUUGCGGCAUGUCACCGAAUCUAUGACUGAGUCGAAUUCCAGGCCACCUUCGAUGUCAGAGCUAAACUAUAACCAACUGCAUUUAGCAAUGCCUCCAUAGAGAAAUUAGCUAAGAGAAAAUUACGAUAGGCUUAGUAAGCAAUACACACACAUACACAUACCUAUGUAAAAUAUACUUGUGUAAUCAUUCCAAUCGAAGAAAAUCUGAAAACCGACAGCAAUAACAGUAUAUCAUAUAAUUUAUGAACAAAACUAAAAACAAACCAAUUUAGACUAAUACAAAUAUAUCCUCUACCAAAGACACUGUACUCUAUUCGCUGUAUAUUCUACUCAUUGCCUAGCAAAAACAAAAAACAUGUAACCGAAUUAUAGUCUAAUAUAUUCAUGUUGACACCCUGCCAUUUACCUACACAACGGAAAGAAAGAUAUAAAACAAAACACUCACACAUCCAUCUACAUUUAAGAUAUGUGCUUUACAUUCAAUGUCUAAACUCUUUAUUAAAUACAGUACCUUCUUCUAUGGAAAUCAAUAAAAUCUAAGUAAUGUAACAACAAGUUAUUACGAACUAAAAUCAAAUCCUUCCUUCAAAACUACCUAAUGAAAGCUCUCACAACAGAAUAUAAAUCAAAUCAUCUGGCAUGUACUGUCGAACGGAAUCAAAUAUACACUGUAGCUUCGUCUGAAUAAAUGUGCAAAUACGAAAUUUACUCGAAUAUUAAGUUUUUUAUUUUAAUUUCUGUGUUCUCAGUUUCAAUCAGUCAGUUUCAAUACACAACCUAUAUCUAAUGCCAUUUAGAACCAGUGUUGGUGUUUCAAGUUUCCUUAAUGUACAAAAGCUUAAGCCAUUCUAAAUGUCGGAUCGUCAAAAUCUCUAUUUUGUCUUGUGGCAUUAGUUGCAUUUACAUAUCUGAAAAAAAGUGGCAGUUACCAUCUUUAACAAAUCUGGAGAUGAAAACUCCUUCGAAAACUAAAGGGAACUCCUUCAAAAUCAUCGUACUAGCCAAUCAAAAGUUGGCAAUCCUGUUACUACUUUUUACUUAGCCAGCAUUUGUCAGGUAAAAAGUUUUAAACGAGAACGUAAUAUUUGCUUGAGUUCUCUUUUUUACUAAGAGGACGGGUUUUUAGUAGUAGUAAUGGCAAAAUUGGUAAAAGUUGAAGCUUUGUACAUAUUUAAGGUUAUGUCUUGAAUUGAAAUUUGAAUUGAAUUGAAAUAAAUUUUAUUUUAAAAUACUUUAUUGAAAGUUAUCAUAGAGUAUUUUCAUUUUCAAGAUUAUGAUAAACUAUAAUUUUAUAUAUUGUUUUUUUUUUUUCUUUUAUCUUUUAGUAUUACUUAGGUAGUUAGAAAUAUAAAUAACGUUAAAGCUCAUAAAGAAACUAUUUAAAUAUCUAUAAACGGCUUCAUUUUUAUAAAUUAUUGGUCCAACAACAUUUAAUGAAACAAAACAUGCAUAUUUAAUAACAACAAGAAAAUAUAUAUAUUUACUUUCUAUAUAACCAACCACCUUGUCGUAACACACAUAUUUAUUAAUCUAAUCAUAUACACAAAUUGCAUAUACAAACAUUUAAAUAUUAUUCCAGACAGGCAUAUUUGUAUACAUGGAUAAAUAUUUGUAUGUAAAUAUUGUUUUAUUAUAUAAUUUUUCGUACAAAAUUAAAUCAAAUUUCUUGCUUUUUCCAACAUAAAAAUUUCUUGCUCCUUAACAUCAAAGAAAUAUUAGAUGACGAGUCUUGAAUUCGACGUAGUAUUUUGGUAUAGCUUCUUCAAUGAACUAUUAACUUCGCAAAGGUACAAUGAGCCUCUUUAGUGACGAAAAUUGAGUGCAGCCGGAACCAACUACAAAUUUGUAAAAUAAGUAUUUUAAUAUUUGUUCUAUAGCAAUUGAUAUUUUUAUAUUAAAUCCCUGUAGUGCUAACUACUGGAAUUGGAAAAAUCCAACUAUGUAAUUUGUAUGACGUUCAUAAAAUGCAGCAUUUAUAAAAACCUGUCGUUGCCACUUUAAAGAAUGCCACUACGGGUUUGUCCUUCGCUAUAAAACAAAUGUAUUAAAUAUUUUGGAAACACCUACUGUGUUCUUGAUUUUCUUUAAGAAUGUAAAUCAAGUAAACAUUUGUCAAAAUGUCUUAAUAACGUAUCGAUUUGAAAGCAAGCCUUUAAUUGUUCUCAAGACUAUCCGGGGCUUUUUGAGGUAAAAGAAAAAAAACUUUUAAAAUACAGGAUAUUUUUAUUCAUUGUCCCGUGGACAAUUUCGAAAAUGUCGGAGAAUCAAAUUUUCACAAAAAAUACAAUGUUUCAUGUAUUUUAUGUUAUAAAACGGUCAUUAUGCAAGCCACACACGAUACGAUCGUUGGUACAACUUGGAGGGUGGUGUUGUUUUGAUGUGCGCAACAAUGGUGUUGUCUCUUCGAAAAUAAACACAAAAUUAAUUUCCGAUUGUAACGUUUUAUUUCCGAUUGUAACGUUUGUGGGCAUGUCGUAUAUAGCCCACAAACGUUACAAUCGGAAAUAAAAAAAAUAAUUUUUUGUACAACCGAAACACAACUUCAUACAACCAGUUGUAUCGUGUGUGGCUUGCAUUAUAAGCUAUGCAUUAGAUAUCAUUUGAAAACUACAAUGUAUUUUUUGUUUUUAUAAUAAUAUGAAUAUUUUCAAUGGUGAUGCCUUAAUUUAUUAUUUUUCAAACUUUAUGUUUUACAAUUACCUGCUCAUUAUAAUACUACCUUAUUAUGUGUAAAACAAUGAAUAAACAGUCAAAAGCAGAAAUCCAACAAACCAACUUCUACAUCAUCUCACAAAUAAAGUUCGAAAUGGAAAAUGUAAUUCUGGCAACAGCAUCUUGAAUGCAUUAAUAAUUGCAUAAAUCUCGUUCACGAGACGGGCUAGCAAAGUAAAUGAAACCCAUUUAAAUGCGACUGUAUGUAUAUUGACUUAUAAUGAACACACAAAUAAAAAUUAUACUCUAAUACGAAUAAA